Messenger RNA from Pyricularia pennisetigena, 2121 nucleotides. RefSeq lists its product as uncharacterized. The coding region runs from base 1 to 2121 and encodes 706 amino acids. Lineage: Eukaryota; Fungi; Ascomycota; Sordariomycetes; Magnaporthales; Pyriculariaceae. Gene Ontology annotation, cellular component: membrane. The transcript has 5 exons. The record is from RefSeq and is a predicted model, not a curated record. Gene Ontology annotation, biological process: sodium ion transmembrane transport.
AUGCCCGAAAACAAAGGAAAGAACUUGUUGAGAAAGGCGUAUCGCGCUUUUGCACCCGAGGCCGAGAAGGGUGAUGAUGGACGUGAUAACUGGCCUUCGAGAACUGCGUUCGUCCUCGCCUGCAUGGGGGGUACUGUUGGUCUAGGAAACCUUUUGCGAUUUCCGUCGAUUGCCUUUCAAAACAAUGGAUUACAAUGGUUCAUACCAUAUUUCAUGGCAGUCCUCUUUCUGGCUAUUCCUGUAGUCAUCCUUGAGGUGUCCAUCGGCCAGGCCUACCGCGGUGGAUGCCUCGUCGCGUAUGACCACAUAUCACGUCGGUCCAAAGGUCUCGGGUUUGCUCUCGUCAUGAACGGUUACAUAGUCGCCAACUACUUUGUGCCCAUCCUCGCUUGGGUCAUGGUUUAUUUCCGGCAUUCCUUCUCGAACCCGCUCCCCUGGGCUGAAGACAGCCAGGACUUUUUCGACAAUCAAGUUGUCCAAGCUGUGCCUGGUAUCCCAGGGGAGGUUGUUGACGGCUCCGUGACUAGGUACGCCUCUUACCCGGAGUCGGGGAUGGUGGGCGAAAUCGUUGGAUGGAGCGCCUUCACCUGGUUUAUAGUCUGGCUCUGCAUGUUCAGCGGUGUCGGGCUGACAGGCCGCGUGGUGUACUUUACAAUGGGAAUGCCGAUUGUGAUGAUUAUCAUUCUCCUUGGGCGCGGUGCAUCCAUGGAAAAUGCGGUCGACGGCAUCAAGCUCUAUGUGGCCGAGUGGCAUGGUGAUAAGCUUAGUCGGCCCGCCAUUUGGCAGGCUGCUGCGAGUCACAUAUUUUUCUCCAUCGGCGCAGGCAUGGGUUAUUACACCUCAUAUGCUUCGUAUAACCAAAAGUAUGCCAAUGCAGUGCAGGACGCACUCAUCAUUGCUUGUAGCAACUCGGCCAUCGAGGUUUCAGCAGGCUUUGCUGUCUUUAGCAUUGUUGGUUAUCUUGGCAUGCACCCAGACAGUGGUGAAGUACUGGGGACGUACAACCUAGCCUUCAUCACCUUGCCAGCCGCCUUUGUGCAGAUGCCUGGAAGCAACUUUUGGGCCGUCAUUUUCUUCAUCACCAUCAUGGUGCUCGGAUUCAGCUCUUGCUUUGCCAUGCUUGAAUCCCUGGUGACCAUGGUCAUGGAUACGGGGAUCUCUAAGCGGGUUUCACGCGUUGCCGUCUCGACCAUCGUCAUCAUAAUCUCGUUUCUUUUUUCGCUCAUGUACGCCACUCACUUUGGCAGGGAUCUGCUCAACGCUGUCGACGCCUGGAUCAGCGAUAUGUCUUUGGUGGGCAUCGUUGCCCUCGAAUGUGUAGUCGCCACCACUAUUUACCGUUUCCGCGAUGUUACCGGACAGGUAGGCCUUCCAGCCUUCACCAUUUUCAACGGCGGCUAUGCACUGGCGUUUAUCGUUGGUCUGAUUAUUGCACACCAUGUGUCUCCCGAGGCUGGCGCGGGUGCUGGAUUCGGGAUUUUUAUUGCCGCCCUGCUGUUGUCUGUCUUCAUGGCGAGGACGCCCUCGGUACCGGCGCCCAGAUUCUGGGGCGACAAGUCUCUGCUCAGCAAGUUCUGGUGGCUGGCCUUUUAUUCUGGCAACCAGCUGCGCCGUGAUCUGGGCAUCACAGUUGCGCGUGGAAACAACUGGGCCAUCCCGUUCUUCUGGGCGCCGGUACUCAAGUACAUCUCGGCGCCUAUCCUGCUCAUCGUCUUCUCACUCGGCUACCCCAAAUUUACUCAGAGGAUGCAUGAUCCCUUUGAGAUUCUUGGUUUUGCCAUAUCCCACUGCAUCAUCGCAGUCGUCCUCCUCGGCUUCCUCCUCCCGCGGUGGUUUGAUGUCUUCAUCCCAGAGCAGCGCCUCAACGAGGGCAUCCUGCCGUAUGCGCCCGGCGUCACGCUGGGCACGUCACCCGAGGAUGCCGCACACGGCGCGACGGAGGCCGGACUGGACAGGAACAUCAAGGGUGUCAACGAUAUGCAGGAGAGCAAACAAGCCGACAGCGGUGAGGUUGGUGGUACUGGAACUCCGAGCGAUGACCUGUCGGACAAGAGGGUUGAUGUCGACGAUCUUGUCCGGAGUGACCCCAAGACUGAGCGUGUGAGGAACGAUGCCAACUGA